This is a messenger RNA of Argentina anserina (silverweed cinquefoil), 705 nucleotides long. RefSeq names its product agamous-like MADS-box protein AGL62. Lineage: Eukaryota; Viridiplantae; Streptophyta; Magnoliopsida; Rosales; Rosaceae. Gene Ontology annotation, molecular function: RNA polymerase II cis-regulatory region sequence-specific DNA binding; protein dimerization activity; DNA-binding transcription factor activity, RNA polymerase II-specific. The record is from RefSeq and is a predicted model, not a curated record. The transcript has a single exon. The coding region runs from base 1 to 705 and encodes 234 amino acids. Gene Ontology annotation, biological process: positive regulation of transcription by RNA polymerase II.
AUGGCCACUAGGGUUAACAAAGGUCGACAAAAAAUAGAGAUGCGCAGAAUUAAAAAAGACAGUAAUCGACAGGUUGCAUUCUCCAAAAGGAGGUCUGGCGUUUUCAAGAAGGCUAGUGAGCUUUGCAUUCUUACUGGUGCUGAGAUUGCCGUGAUUGUGAGUUCUCCUGGCCGGAGAGCAUUUUCUUUCGGUUAUCCUUGUGUGCAAGCAAUCAUUGACCGCUAUGAGAAUAUGAACUCUCCUAUACCUGACAAUGACAAUACUGAUCAACUCAUGGAGGUUGCACGCAGAAGACAAGUGGACGAUCUCACGAUGGAGUUAGCUGCUAUCAAAGAGGAAAUAGAAAAAGAAAAAAUGAAAGGUGAGCGGCUUAAUCAAGAGCAAAUGACUCGCGAAGCUCAAGACUGGUACAAGAGGUUCAUUGACAAAACUAACGACGAAGAACAACUCAAUUUUUAUGGAAAUAUGUUAAGAGAGCUAAGCGGUAAGGUCACCAAAGAGUCGGAGGUGCUGCGUCAAAAACAAGUUGAGUUACUGUUGCAAGACGCUGCAAUGACGACUACUAGGGCAUUUAGGGACUUCAUGCACUCAAGGGCACCCGCUACUUGGCCGACUUACGAGGGCAAUUCAUCAAGCCACAAUGCGAUGAAUCCUCAAGGUCCUAUGUCUCAUCCUCCUCCUCUUCCUCCUCAUGCCGGACCAUGA